AUCAAAGCAGAAAAAUGGCAACGUACCAACGCUAACCGACCUAGUCCUGUAUUUGGCACGCGAAAAGGCGAAGAAGGCACAUGGGACAAUUGUUAUUUGGCCAAAAUACUCGUUAACGAGGCUGAAUUGGCAGCUCCUCCAAACUUGACUCCCAUAAAACUUCCUGUCGGCACUGUAAACCUGCCUUCGCAGAUGGGCUUCGGUGUGACGGAUACGGACGCAGAGAAGCUUUUCCGCCAGCUGCCCGAGCUAUCUAUGAAUUCAAGAAGGUUUGAUGACAAGAAUCCCCAAAUGCAGUCUUUUGAGCAGUGGGCGACUGUGGUGCUGGACAGGGAGCAUAGGAAGGCAAAUACGUUUGCACAGGUCAUUGAUUUGAGGAAUGCGGAUGCGGAUGGAAUUGCCUAUGAAAACAAACGGAGGAUCAUUGUGGCCUUUUCUACUAAGGAAAAUCCGUUUGACCCUGGCCGUACUGAGGUUCAAGCUGCCAUUCUCACUUACAGGAUCCGAAAUCUUGGAAACCAUUUAGCAAAGUUCCCCAGGGAUUUAGGCAACCGUCUCGGAUUAAGAAAGUUGGUACAUCACAGGGCAAAGAUACUGAGGUAUCUAAGGCGGAAGAGUAACGAACGCUACGAAACUGUCUUAGAGCAGCUUGGCUUAAAGCGGGAGAGCGUAGAGGGAGAAUUAAUUGUUUAA
Lentinula edodes (shiitake mushroom) is the source of this 693-nucleotide messenger RNA. RefSeq lists its product as uncharacterized. The annotation marks the transcript as partial. Gene Ontology annotation, biological process: translation. Gene Ontology annotation, molecular function: structural constituent of ribosome. Gene Ontology annotation, cellular component: ribosome. The transcript is spliced from 2 exons. The record is from RefSeq and is a predicted model, not a curated record. Lineage: Eukaryota; Fungi; Basidiomycota; Agaricomycetes; Agaricales; Omphalotaceae.